CUCCUGGGAGACAUAUUUCAAGAUGGCGAUAUAACCAAACAAAUGGUGGUCGAGGUGUCACAGACCUCAAUACUAUGUUAGAAGCCAUAUGAUUUAUUAAUAGCAAUUGAUUUAAGAUUAUCCAGAGCUAGCAUGACAUUUUACAUGACUACAUAAACUGAAGUGAAAUCAACCAAGCAAUUAUGACAGAAGAAACAAAUGUUCUGAGUUUAACAGAUGACGAGGACGAUUUUGAAGACGAGCCUCUACCCGAACUGUGUGGCACACUUUGUAAAUGGACAAAUUAUUUACAUGGUUGGCAGGAUCGCUAUAUUGUAUUGAAAGACAGUACAAUUAGCUACUAUAAAUCUGAAGAUGAGACUGCUUUUGGAUGUAGAGGGGCUGUUUCACUUUUGAAGGCUGGUGUAACGCCCCAUCAGUUUGAUGAGUGCAGGUUCGAUGUCAGCGUAAAUGACAGCGUUUGGUACCUCAGAGCAGCAACGCCUGAGGAAAGACAGACUUGGAUUGAUGCCAUUGAGCUGCAUAAGCAGGCAGACUCCAGCUAUGGCAGUGAGAACAACCUUCGGCGCCAUGGCUCGAUGCUCUCUCUGGCCUCGGGGACAAGCAUAUCCCAGGCAUCGACAUCGUCAUUCAAGCGGGGACGUGGGUUGAAGGAAAAGCUGGCAGAGAUGGAGACUUUCCGGGACAUUCUCUGCCGACAGAUUGACACCUUGCAGAGUUACUUUGACUCUUGUGCAUCUGCUGUGACGCAUGGGGCUGUACAAGAGUUGUCAGAGCAUGAUGAUUUAGAUGAUGAUCUGGACUUACCACAUAGUGCCUCUGCUCAUGACGUGCACUCAAGUCACAGACUAGAAGGUCUCAAAGGCAAAGAUUUAGCAUCCAUACUACAGCAGCAUGGGGGGCAUGCUGUGGACUUCAAAGGAGAAGCCUUCACCUUCAAAGCCACCACAGCAGGGAUCAUUGCGACUCUGUCCCACUGCAUAGAACUGAUGGGUCAGAGAGAAGAGGCUUGGAAAAAGAGAAUGGAUAGAGAAGUGGAGAAACGGAAGAAGUUUGAGGAUGCAUACAAAACCUUAAUGUCCGACAGGAACAAGAAAGUCAUUGUUGGAGGACCAGACUAUGAGGAGGGACCACACUGCAUGAUAACAGAAGAUGAAUUUUAUGACGCUGUUGAUGCUACUUUAGAUAAACUGGAAAAGGAAGAGGAAAAGAAAAAGAACACAGACUCCCCGAGCAAACCAGACCAUGCAAUAUCAUUGGCUCCAUCUCACCAUUAUUACAAAGAGAUUAAUGAAGUUGUUGACAAUCAUUUGAGGCGUCUUUUGACUGAGCCAGCAGAGGAGAAGAAUGGGUGGACGUGUAUCGUGGACCAAGGGGACCUCAAAGUGUUUAAGAGGGAACUGGAAGAAAAUGGCGUGCCUAUCGACCCAAUGAAGGCUGUUUGCACUGUGAAGGGCAUCACAGGACAUGAAGUCUGCCGGUACUUUUGGGCUUUUGACACACGAAUGGAAUGGGAAGCAACCCUAGACAGCAGCCGAGUGGUGGAAUGGCUGUCGGAUGACACGUUCAUCAGCAACAAUGUGAUAAAGAGAGUGUGGCCGGCCUCACAGCGAGAUGCCUGCUUCUGGUCGCACCUCAGGCACAUGUCCAAGAGCAAUGACGAGGGACCCGACAGCUGGAUAGUGGUCAACUACUCCUGUGAACACCCAGAUUGUCCACCAAACACCUAUGUGAGAAUAACCAUGAAUGUGGCCCUUAUCUGUGAGACGAUCAUAGAACCACCAGCCGAUGGGGAAAUAUCAAGGGACAACAUCACAUGCAAAAUAACGUACACAGCUGAUGUCAAUCCUGGUGGCUGGGCACCAGCAUCUGUCCUAAGAGCUGUUUACAAGAGGGAAUACCCCAAGUUUCUGAGACGCUUCACCAGUUUUGUGGCAGACAAGACAAAAGGCAAAGACAUUCUGUUCUGAGAGGCUGUGCUGAUCACUUUACUGCUAGCCAUGACUCACAUUUAGAGAUACUUUUUCGGUAUUUUCAGGUUUAUAGGAUUGAAGAAAAUUUGCUCAAGAUUUGUUCUUCUACCUUUGGAUGUUUUACACUAACACUGUCAAAUCUGCACAUGAAUUUUUUGGCCUGCUAUGAACUGUGUUUUGUAUGAACUGUGUUUUGUAUAUAUAUUCAGUUCACAGUUCACCUGCAAAUCAGUAGGAAAAAGUGAUGAAAGAAGGGAGACCAAAGAUCGAUAGGUUUAUAUUACUGAUGUCAGGUACCUGUUAAAAUUCUCCUAAAUGUGCUGCAUGGUGGUUACUCUGGUGAGAAGUACCUUUUCUUAUUGGGAAUAGCAAAUGGUUUGUUGUGAAUGACAAAGCAAAACUACCUUUUUCAGCGCACACCAUCCGUCGUAUUGUUGUUCUUCCUGCUUUGUUUUGUCAAACUAUUUAUCUGGCAGUUCUUCGCUAUUCUGUUAAAUUCGAUCAUAUCUUGUAAAUGUCAUCUGUCCGAAUAAAGUGAAAGAUUGGCUUAGCUUUCUGUGGAACUUUUUAUAAUUAAAAAAUGAUAUCGGAGGUUUAUCGUAUGAUUUAAUCAGUAAGUUCAGCGACAUUUUGAAGUUCUGUAUAAGGUUAAUUUUUUUCCUCCGGUUUGAAUGAUUUUUUAAUGGAAAUUUGUGCUCUUGGGCUGAAUUCUAUUUUGUUAAAACAAAGUGUUUCCAUUGUUGACUGUAUGUCUUUCUUCCUGCAUUUGAGACCAAGACUUUUGAGUUGUAAAAAAAUGUAUCCACAACUUUUGUCUUGUGUCAAUGUUGACCUUUUGGGUGGGAUCAGAAGAUAGUCCCAGAGAAUCUGAAAUAGUCAAGUAUGUUUCACAGAAGAGAAUCCCCCCCCCCCCCAUAAAUGCAUCUUUUCAAUUGCUUUCUAAACCAGUUAUUCAGUUUUCAUUUUAGUUUUCAAAUUAUGUAUUGUACAAAAGGUAAGCUUCUGUAUUUUUCCUAUGCAAGUCAAUGUUAACUUGUUUUAAAACAGUACCCAGAGAGUUUGUUCAGGUUGGCUUGGUAACUUGCCGAGUGUCUGUGGUUGACUUCAUGUUCAUACUGUAGAUUCCGACUCGGCAGUUUAGUGAAGAGGGAGAAAGUCCACAGAUUUGAGACCUGUUGUCUGUGGCAAGAGUUUUUGAAGGAGGAGAGUGUAAUGCACUACUUUUGUUCAGAUAUUGUGGUUUAUAUACGUGUAAUUUUUUUCCUUCUGAAAAUGAAGUGUAGUGGAAUCAUCAGUAUUGUUUUUUUGUGUAAACAUGUCUUUACUAUGAGAGUUACAUUGUAAGUGUGAACAUUCACUUGAGAGGGACAUAAGUGAAUUUGUAUGGACGGGGAACAAGUUAUGAAUGUGUAUAGGCAUAGUGGUGGCGUGGUGAAUGGCCUUGCAUUGCUGCAUGGUAAGAGUAUAUGUCUCAGCUGUCUGGUAUGUGAUCGUGUGAUGAAUACGAGAUGACAAUAUGUCUUCUCCUGAAACAGGUCAUACAUGUGUUCACUUGACUGUUUAUGUGACUUUAUGGGAAAUGUAACAUUGUGCAAGUAACACUAUCAUAGAAAACCAUUUUUAUUGAUCUUUUAAAGGCUUUUUAUAAGAAUUCCUGCUGGUUGGUUAAUGAUGCUUUGUGUUGCUAAAGCUGUGGUAUUUAACUUAUUAAAUGAUUAGUUAUUGGUAUUUCUAGAGUUUGGUAUAACUAUUUUUACAAAAGAAUUGCUUGUGCUAUUAUAAGAUGGAUUUUGCAACACGUCAGAUUGCUAAUUAUAUAGCAGAAUAAAAGAAAUAAUGGCCACAACUAGUUUUCUUAGGAAGUUAAUCAAAAAUAAAUGCCGCAGAGAAGUGCAGGGAAAGGCGAGAGUGUGUGGAAUAUCAGUUUAAGUCCCACACCUUGUAGUUUUUUGGGGGUUUUUUUCCUCCCUUUGUUGUACAGGUAACUUGAUACAACAGCAAUAUGUGCAGUUUUCUCAAGAUCGGCAAUAAUUUGCUUCUGCUUGAUGGCUGCCGAAUAGUAAAUGAAGUGUGCCUUAGAUGUUUGGAAGUUGGAUAAACUGUAGUUGUGUUUUGAAGCUUUCAAAUGAACUAGAUUUGUUUUGUUUAUAACUUUUAAAAAUUAAUGGGAUGUAUUGUGGUACAAAUACAAAGUUGUUUGCAACUAGUAUUGUAACAAUGAAAUAGUAUGUGUUCGUUUGUAUCAUUUUUUCAUAUGAAAUAAUGCGCUAUGUUGAACUGUCUAUCAAUAGCAUAAAAGUUUUUAAUAGAUUUUUGCAGGUUUUUUUCUUUCUUUUCAACUGGUAACUAGCUUAAUACUAAUAGCUUAUGCUUUGCGCUUAAAGUACAGUAAUAUCCCUCAUUUGUACUUCCUACUUUAAUGCACUUUCAGAUACAGUUUACUUGGUAGUAGGUCUUUUAUUCUCUUUAAAAAAUGCGAAUAACUAAAUAAGAAUUGUAUAUAUAUAUUUUUUCCCCCCCCUUUAAUUCUAUAUGUAUGAACAAUUUCUUAAUUCCAUGAAAUAUUGCUGCUAGAAGGCAAACAUUCAUCAAACAGUCAAGUAUGAUGAAAAUAUAGGUUUUGUUGGAUGACUUGCGUUGUUUUUGAAUGCUGAUUUUCUUUGACACCCAAUUUGAUGCUGCCAUCAUAUAUUUGUUUCACAAUUACCCUUUUUGAGUUGAGAGGAUCACAUCUUUACAUGGUUCAAACUGCUUUAGAAGUGGCGGUGGUUGACAAGACCAUACCUUUGAUGUGGGUAGCCAUUACUGUUUAGUAAAUUUACUGUGUGUUGGACAUGACAGUCUCAACAGCAAAGUGUAAUCCUCUCAUAUUUCCUAGGGGAUGCAGCUAUUUGCCAUAUCCAAAGGGACAGAUUUAUCAGCCAAUUUCAUUGGUUUUCGUGCAAUGGCUGUUCAAUUUCAUGAAAAGCAACAGCAAUAUAGUGAAUACAGGAAAAUCCGGGAUGAUGAACUAGUCAUACUAUUGGAUGCCAGUUUCCAAGUAUGUGAUAUCAAGUUUUAUGCAAAGCAGUAUUUUUUCUGUGGAUGCUAAAAGGAUUGCCUCAUGGGUUUCUUGAAUUUGUAUUUUGACUUGUGUCGGCUUUUAUUUUACAGUGCACUUUUCUCCUCGUUUUUGAUCAAUAUAAUGAUUUUUUUUCUCGGAUAGGAUGACCCAUUUCUCUUCCUAAAGUCUGACGUUACAUGUAAAGUGUAAAUGAACUUUCAGACAUGUUUAUAAAUAUAAUGCGCUUUCCGAAGUGAACAACUUAAGAUGUCUCCGCCCUUAGGGAAUAGGGAAAGUCAUAGUGUUGUGUUAGCAGAAGUGAGAGAUUUAUUGUUACAAUGAUUUAUUUCUCUUUAAGGAGGGACUCUCAAGUUUACAGUGUUAUUCUUGUAAUAUUCCCAGGUACACAUUUGAAUUCAGGCAUGUAGAGAAGAUGGGUUGGGUUUUUUUCUAUGCUCAAGUAUUUUUUAUUUUUCCUCUUCGAGAUCUGACAUAUGGGACUUUGCUUUUUGUCAUUACCUUUAACAGGAGUAUUUUCUUUCAUCGUGUCAAAAGGAAACAAGGCUUGGGGUGCGGGAUAUGUGCUGUGUUUGCACAGGAAAUGGAAUUGCUUUGCCAAAUAAAUGAGGGAGAGAAAGAUUAACCCUACUGAGUAAGAGGUUUAUAUAGCUACCUAUUGUUGAACUUUGAAGUGUAACAUGUGUGCUUAUAUUGAUACUCAUUCGCUUAAAAUGUUUUGAACUUUGUACAACACAAAAUGUUUUAUAUUUAUUUUCAUAUUCUUUAUAAACUUCUGUGCAUUCAAAUUGUGUUUUUGGGCUGGUGGACUUCUUGGAUGACUGUUUGCUCAUGAGAUGUACAAAGCUAACACAUUUCAGACUGAUGAUGAUGAUAUAUCUUUGUUAGACAAUAUCUGUUCAAGUUUUUACUAUUGAUUUAUUUCUUCAAAUUGCUUUUCUGGUCACUAGUUAUUAUUGUGUAAGCAGAAUUCCCAGCUUUUUUGGGUUUUUUUUUUAUGUGAGCAAAAAGAAAACUGUAGACUCUGAUUUUGUUGUGUAUCUGUAGUCUGCAAAAAAGUCUGAAGUGUAUUGAGAAUAACUAUGAUUAUUGAAAAGGUAGUUUGACCUUGUUGGCCAUUCAUAACACAAACAAAAUUAAGUUCUCUUUAAGGUGCAUAAACAAACUGAUAAACAAAGAUUUGGCUGAAGUUGUUGAAGCUUUCAAGUCUGUUUAAAGCACUUGUACAAUUCCCGUCCAAUUUUGUGUGAUCUAAUCUUCAAAAUGGCUGUUGUUUUUCAGGCCAUAUUUCUCUAAAUUGGUCUUUUUUUUGGCUCAACUCGAUUUUAAUGUCCAAAAUAAAGCAUGUUUAUUUUUGGGGGAAACUGCAAAUUAGAAAGAGACCAUGUGACAUAUGAAGGGAUGAAUUUGCUAGCUCCACCCUUACGUUUGUGCUGCCACUAUUUGCUUUCACAGUGCUGUGAGGUAGGUGUCUGCCAUGUGUAGUGAGUCUGGAUUAAGCAAAUUAUGGAUCAAUGAUCAAGUUUGACAACGGUGCACUGGCUAGUGUGUCUUUCUUGAGUUAACUUGAUCUUCCUGAACCGACUAGUAGAAUAAGUGGACACUGCUUUUUUAGAUUUUCAGUAUGCUUUGACUAGCAUUAUGCCAGUGAUUCAUCUUUGACAUUUUUUUUUCCAUCUGCACCUCUAUUAGUAGCGCUCCUUUAAGCAGAGUUUACACUCUCUUUGAUUUCUGUGUGCUAACUUUUAAUUUUAAUUAGCAAGUACAGACUGAGGUUAAGUUUUGAUUCUCCACUGUAAAGAAUAGUCUUCUUCUGGUGUGAUACCAAAAUAUCCAUAGCAAUGUGUUUCUGGGGCUAUCAUAACAUUAUUUUCCUCUCUCAUGACCCUUAAACGGAUGUAUAGACUUUAACAUUUUUUUCUUCUGAUUUUUAAGGUUUUUCAUAAUUUGCUUCCCUUUCAUGUGGCGCGAUGGAAUUCAGGAAAGGCCAUCAAGAUCUGAAUCCGGUUCUGAGCUUUAGGGUUAUGUAGAAAGCUUAAAGGCCUUCUGCCUUUGUAUUUUCUUUGAAAGUCCCACGACCCUUAGAUUACUUACAAUGUGUAAAAUUCAAUCUCCAAAAUCUCAGUCUUACAACUUGAGUAGUAGUGUCUUACCCCUUUUGAAUUAAAAUAAAUUCUCACUUCUUUCAAAAGGGAUCUAGGAUUCCACUUUCCGAUUUCUGCCUGGAUUUUUUUUCAUACAUGCAGUGAAUUUUCGUCACCCUUUAAUGUCUGGAUUAAAAUUUUUAGGGCUAUUAUUGGUACUCUGUGCUCAGGGGAAUAAUUUCCUACUUUUUUAUACUUCCCGACAAUAAUAGAGAAAAUGUAAUAACUUAUUGUAGCAUGGAAUUUUUGAUGUCAAGAGUAGUAUGUAUAGAUGUUUUUUGCUUGAAAAGACUUAAUUUGUUUGCUUUGUUUCGCUUCAGUCGGGACCUGAAAAAAGUUUCUUGUUUUGACAAAGAACUGUCGCAGCUCUGGCUUGAUGAGUAAAAUAUAGACAAAUGGAAGAAGCAGCAGUAGAAAAAAAAGAGAACCAUUAAUAUCUCUCCUCAGUCUUCAAUCUUCUGGAUUCUCAUAUUCCAUCUGUAGUCGUUUAGUCUCAGCCUUGUAAACGUGAAAUUAUCUCUCAUUUGAUUUAUAUAUAUGAAAAUGUUAAAAAUCUAUUACAAAGCUAUAUUUGACUACAUUGCUCAGGUACAAAAUGCACAGUUCACUUUGAACUCUUAGCUGUUGUCUUUAAUUAUAAUCUGAUUUUUCCCCCCAAUCUGCUUGUCCAAGUAUUUUGUCUGUGCAGUGACCAUAUGUUCCCUUUCUGCUGCUGAUUAAUUAUAUCUUUUUAACUCUUUUCUUGCCCCUUUUCAAUGAUGUGCUUGAGUUCGUGAAACAGUUUGGGGGUUGUUUGGGUAUAGCCUUGUUCCUGACUUGUUCUUUAUGUCGUUGAAGGUGUCAGAACUGACAAAUUUGAUUAUACUACUACCUAGGUUGUGGCUCGGAAAUUGUGGCACAUUUAUCAGAAGAUUUCUAUGUAAAUUCAUGUAUGUUUUUUAAAAAUCCCCCCUCUCUCCCCCUCCCCCCUUGGUUUCAUUCAUGACAAAUUACAUCAUGUAAUUUCUUCUUCAUCAUUACUGUUCAUGUAUUGAUACUGAUGCAACAUAGCUGGUGGCUGUGAGCUGAAGACUUGACCAAAAUGGGGAAGUUUGAGGUUAGAAUCUGAAGUAGGGUAAGAAUUUUCUUGCACUACCUGGAAUAUUUCCCUACUUUUUGUUUUUCCUGAUUUAAGGGGGCGGGGGGGGGGGGGGGGGGGGGCACUUAGGCAUAGACUUGAUCUGCCCAGUUGAGCAAUUGGAUGAAAAACGGACAAUAGUGCAAAAGACUUAAGUUAUGUUCCCACCCCCAUAAACCAUAUGACUAUCCUAUUGUUUUACAAUCAAAAUUGCAUUUGAGGAGACAUCUGGGUAACUUAAGCCUCAGGGCAAAUGAAAUGAAGAAUUUUAUGCACCAGCCUGGAGGAGGAGAUGAACUGAAAGCAUAAUUAAUUUUU
Molecule: messenger RNA, 8613 nt
Organism: Aplysia californica (California sea hare)
Lineage: Eukaryota; Metazoa; Mollusca; Gastropoda; Aplysiida; Aplysiidae
Product: ceramide transfer protein
Exons: 14
Coding region: 183-1970 (595 amino acids)
Biological process (GO): ER to Golgi ceramide transport
Cellular component (GO): Golgi apparatus
Molecular function (GO): phosphatidylinositol-4-phosphate binding
Source: RefSeq, a predicted model, not a curated record